Trichoplax adhaerens is the source of this 411-nucleotide messenger RNA. RefSeq lists its product as uncharacterized. The transcript has a single exon. Gene Ontology annotation, biological process: G protein-coupled receptor signaling pathway. Gene Ontology annotation, molecular function: G protein-coupled receptor activity. The record is from RefSeq and is a predicted model, not a curated record. NCBI's taxonomy places the organism in Eukaryota, Metazoa, Placozoa, Uniplacotomia, Trichoplacea, Trichoplacidae. The annotation marks the transcript as partial. Gene Ontology annotation, cellular component: membrane.
AUGGUAUUAGUCGCAGGCAACAUCUCGUUAGCUAGUAAAAUUAUCCUUAUUCCGACGCUAUCCAUUACUUUCAUCUAUGGAACCAUUGGCAAUAUUCUAGUCUGCAUGGCAAUCUUUAAGAACCAUAAUAUGAAAACAGCAACCAAUGGUUUUAUACUCUCUUUAGCAAUUGCCGAUCUUGCAGUUUGUACAAUCACAGUGCCAUUAGCGCUAUUUAGCCUAUUUCAGGAUCCACGUCCAUUGGCUGCUCUUGUAGCUGGCGAAGUAGCGUUGUCAGCGGUAUCUUGCUCUCUACUGCAGUUAGCCAUUAUUAGUGUAGAUCGCUAUCGUGGCAUAGUACAUCCUGAAAAAGCACGCUUGCAGUGGUCCCAAGUUAAAUAUAUCAUACCACCGCUGUGGAUAUUUGCCAUU